Messenger RNA from Scatophagus argus, 4281 nucleotides. RefSeq names its product zinc finger and BTB domain containing 17 (gene zbtb17). The record is from RefSeq and is a predicted model, not a curated record. Gene Ontology annotation, biological process: regulation of transcription by RNA polymerase II. Gene Ontology annotation, cellular component: nucleus. NCBI's taxonomy places the organism in Eukaryota, Metazoa, Chordata, Actinopteri, Scatophagidae. The transcript is spliced from 15 exons. Gene Ontology annotation, molecular function: protein binding; RNA polymerase II cis-regulatory region sequence-specific DNA binding; DNA-binding transcription factor activity, RNA polymerase II-specific. The coding region runs from base 676 to 3447 and encodes 923 amino acids.
UUCACGAAGAGGAAAGAGUGAGCUAGCUUUGAAAACAACAAGGGAUGAAAACAGGCCCGACUAGUCGGUCCGCCAUCUUGUCCCUUCACUGCAUGCAUCUCAAGGCACGCUAAAUUAAUCCCUGAUAACAAAGCUACAAGGAUGGAGGAAUUGUAGUCGAUGUGAUGCACUGUCAAACCAAGCUGUCAAAACUUUUAGAGAAGCUAAUUUUUCCGUCACAAAAUAUCUUUAAAAUCCGGUAUUUUGUGUCUAGUUGCAUGGCCAUCAGGACAUCAAUUGAAGCUAAAUGUGGUGUAAUUCCGGGUAAUUUCGCCAGUGAUGGUGGCGAUGGUGGUUUAGUUAGCGUUAGUGAAUACUAGCUGGCUAUAUGUAAGAAUGAUUGUUUAUUCGUUACUAAAACACAGUUAGAAGUUGAAAUCUACCUCGCUCUAGUGCUGUCAUGGAGAAUAAAAGCCUGAUAUCUAACUUUACAUCCGUAAGUGCGGAUCGUACUUGUGUUACUAGGGGAGUGCCCAGUGCCAGUCGACAACACAACAUGGAUCGGACAUUUUCCACAUGAGGAAUAUUUGUUUGACUUUUGCAUUAACCCAAAGCAUGACAUACUCACUACAAGUCGGUCCACAGAGCCUGUUCCUACCUACCAGCCUCUUGCGUCAUCCUUGAGCCAUCAGGAGGAUGGAGUUCCCAUGGCACAGUGGGAAGGUUCUUGAACAGCUCAACCGUCAGCGCAAGCAGGGUCUGCUUUGUGACUGCACCUUUGUUGUGGAUGGGGUGGACUUCAAGGCUCACAAAGCUGUGCUGGCUGCCUGCAGUGUCUACUUCCGCACUCUCUUCCUGGACCAGAAAGAUGUGGUGCAUCUGGACAUCAGCAAUGCAGCAGGUUUGGGUCAGGUCCUGGAGUUUAUGUACACAGCCAAGCUGAGCCUAAGUCCACAGAAUGUAGAAGACGUUCUGGCUGUUGCUAACUUUUUACAAAUGCAAGAAAUUGUGAAUGCCUGCUCUGCAUACCAGUCAGUGGCAAAUCCAGCUCCAUCCCUCAUAACACUGGAUUUCGCUGUUGAAGAAAAAAACGCUGCAGGGGAACAAAGAGAGGAACUGGAGAGUGACUUGGCACAAGUGGCAGCACAAGUGGAGGGGAGUCCUCCUAGCACCCCCACACAAGAUAAAGAGCACACACAAAAUCAGGAAACAUUAAAGGAAGACAUCUCUACUGAAACACAUCAGACUGUUUCUCAGCCCAGCCCCACCAGAUCCCACUCAGGCCAAGGACGACCCCCCAGAACAACCCCUGUUUCUGCCCAAAAGAAGAUUUCUGUAAAGAAGGAGGAAGUAAUUGCUGUGCAAGAUGUGCCUGGAUGUCAGGACGACCCCACGGACACAGACUACACGCCCAAAUCCCAGUUGAAAUCUGCUGGCAGCUCGUCCUACAUGAGCUCUCGCGGGAGAAGAAUCAGAAAACCCCCUCGAAGAAACUUCCCACCUGACAAUGACUCAGAGGAAGAAGACGCAUCAAAAGCAAAAGGUGGUAAGGCAGUGGUGGAGUCAGCAGAAGCGGCAGAAGAACAGGAGGAAAGCCCCCAGGAGAUCGGCGAUGGGGUAGCUGAUGAUGAUGAUGAUGAAGAGGGGCUUGGAGAGGAAGAUGACAACGUUAACCAGCAGGUGGAAGGAGUCAACUUGAGCAGCGAGGGAGAGGGCAGAGCAACAGUGUCAGCAUCUAUGAGCACCCGGUCUGAGUCGAAGCCCUACAGCUCCGUGACACACAGAUGCGAGGACUGUGGGAAGAAAUUCACACACACUGGAAAUUUCAAGAGACACAUGCGUAUUCACACUGGAGAGAAGCCUUUCAGCUGUCGGGACUGCAACAAGGCUUUCUCUGACCCUGCAGCCUGUAAAGCCCAUGAGAAAACACACAGUCCACUUAAGCCAUACUGCUGUUUGACCUGUGGAAAGAGUUACAGGCAGAUCAGCCUGCUCAACCUGCACCGAAAACGCCAUACAGGUGAGGCACGGUACAGCUGUGAAGUGUGUGGCAAGCUCUUCACCACAUCUGGCAACCUGAAGCGCCACCAGCUGGUGCACAGUGGCGAGAAGCCCUACCACUGCGACUACUGUGACAAGGCCUUUUCUGAUCCCACCGCCAAGAUGCGACAUCUGGAGACACACGACACAGAGAAGGGAAACAAGUGUCCACACUGCGACAAACGCUUCAACCAGGUUGGAAAUCUGAAGGCCCACUUAAAAAUCCACAUCACAGACGGGCCUCUCAAGUGCAAGGAAUGUGGCAAACAGUUCACCACUUCAGGAAAUCUGAAGAGACACCUGCGGGUUCACAGUGGGGAGAAACCGUACAUCUGUGUGCACUGUCAGAGAGCUUUUAGUGACCCUGGAGCUCUGCAGCGACAUGAACGCAUCCAUACAGGAGAGAAGCCCUGUGUCUGUCUGAUCUGCGGCAAGGCCUUCACCCAGGCGAGCUCACUCAUCGCUCACGUCCGCCAGCACACCGGAGAGAAGCCCUACGUGUGUGAUCGCUGUGGCAAAAGGUUUGUGCAGUCUAGUCAACUGGCCAAUCACAUUCGGCAUCAUGACAAUGUCCGACCACACAAGUGUCAGAUGUGCAACAAGGCAUUUGUUAAUGUGGGAGACCUGUCGAAGCACAUUAUCAUUCACACUGGGGAGAAACCUUUCCUGUGUGAUAAAUGUGGCAGAGGGUUCAACCGGGUGGAUAAUCUGCGCUCCCACGUCAAGACUGUCCACCACGGCAAGGCCGGCAUGAAGCGGCUGGUGGUAGCCGGGGGCAGUGUGGAUGAGGGGGCUGAUGGGUGCGCAGGGGCAUCCACGUCUGACAGCGAGAUAAACAUAGUCACUGUCACCACAGAGGACAUUGUCACCCUGGCAGCAAGUGCUGUAGCUCAGCUGACAGUAGUUCCAGUGGCUGCUUCGGUGUCUGCAGAUGAGACAGAGGCAUUGAAAGCUGAAAUCACCAAGGCAGUAGAGAAAGUGCAAGAAGCAGACCCCAACACUCAGAUCUUGUAUGCUUGUGACUCAUGUGGUGAUAAGUUCUUGGAUGCCAGCUCCCUUGCCCAACAUGUACGCAUCCACACGGCCCAGGCCUUGGUCAUGUUUCAGGCCGAUUCCGACUUUUACCAGUACACCGCAGCCACCGCCGAGGGGGGUUCAGCCACAACAUGGCAACCUACAGCCGAACAGGUCAUCCAGGAAGGAGAGCUUAUCUUUCGAGCCCAGGAUGGAGAGGGAGAAACAGAAGGAGGGGUGGUCGGCGGGACACAAGAACAAGAAGAAGAGUCAGGAGAGGUGAUUGAUGAGGAGGGGAGGGAGGCUGGAGAAGUGGAAACCCACAAUGAGCUGCACACAGAUGGAAAAAAUGAAGCUGCAGCAGAAGUAGAGGAGGAAAAAGAAGAGGAGAUGGAAUGUGCCAGUCAGGCGUAGCUGGGUAGAUUUGUGAAGGUAAACAAAGAAUUUGUGAAAUAAACUGAGUAGUUGAAGCCUCAGAGUUUUAACAUGCCAUGAUGUUAAAAAUAAAUAAAUAAUAAAUGUAACUGCAUUCAUAACAUGCAAUUAUUUUUAAAUGACUUUUACUAAGGUUGUGUGGUCAUAAAUCAUGUUUUGGCAGUCAUAAUACCAGAGAAUGAAUUGAGAUCAAGUCAUUUGUUGCAUAUUGUUAAGAAUUCUUUCAGAGAUGGUUAUACGACUUUGUAUAGUUUGUUUGAUUUGAAACUGAAAUGCAGGACUAUGCAUUCUCCUUUGUAUAAACAUUUAGAUCACUAUUCUGUCUUACCGAAUAUAACUUGAAGAAAGACCUCUGUUAUUUUUCCAUUUCACUCAUAUGAGAUAUGUACAUUUGCUUAAAUGGUCAACAAUGUUUUAUUGUACUUAUUUGAAGUAUUUUCAAGAAAAGCACAUUAUACAAAGAAAGAUUAUCUACAUGAUGUGAUUUAAUUGGGGAUUGUGGGAUGUCAUGAAAUCGUGUACUGGCAGACAUUCUAAGUGCUGUGCAUGUGUAAUAUUUGUAUAUUUGUUAUGUGUCCUCUAUUAAAAAAAGUCUUAAUACCUUUGAUAAAAUAUUAAAAAAGAGAUAUAUGUGCUGGUCAACAAUUUUCAGUGUCACUUUAGCUUUUGGUUGCAAUGAAUUUGUCACACUUGUUCGUAGACAGUUACUUCACCUCACUAUCACUGGUUUUAUGUCAUUACUUUGUUCACAUUAACAUCUGCAAAAUGCCCACCGGUAGUUGUUAUCUGAUCAAUAAAAAAAUCAUGGUCUUA